Molecule: messenger RNA, 2849 nt
Organism: Rhineura floridana
Lineage: Eukaryota; Metazoa; Chordata; Lepidosauria; Squamata; Rhineuridae
Gene: HMG20B
Product: high mobility group 20B
Exons: 10
Coding region: 170-1138 (322 amino acids)
Biological process (GO): regulation of gene expression
Cellular component (GO): nucleus
Source: RefSeq, a predicted model, not a curated record
AGAGAGAGAAAGGGAGAGAGAGAUGUUAUUAGCAUAAUAAUACAGCUGGGGGGGCCGCCGGAAAGAGGGAGGCGCUUCUGCUGAUGAAAGGGGAAAGGAUCAAGAAAGUUUUGAAGAGGUUCCCUGGGAUGAGCAAUUGUGUGCACGCCUUAUUGCCAAGUAACAGAAAAUGUCGCACAGUACCAAACAGCAAUCCACCGGGCUUCUAAAUGCUGCCGGUAAAAUGCAACCCGGGAGCUUCUUGGUGUCUAUUAAACAGGAGAAAGGCGAGGUCCCUCGGCUGAUUGGGGAGAAGCCCCAUGGCGAAGAGGAGGUGAGCCCCCUGCCUGUGAAGAAGAGAGGCUGGCCGAAAGGCAAGAAGAGGAAGAAGAUCCUCCCCAAUGGACCAAAGGCCCCAGUGACUGGCUACGUGCGCUUCCUGAACGAACGGCGGGAGCUGAUCCGGAUGCAACACCCGGACCUGCCCUUUCCGGAGAUCACAAAGAUGUUGGGCGCGGAGUGGAGCAAACUGCAACCCGUGGAUAAGCAGCGCUAUCUCGACGAGGCCGAACGUGAGAAGCAGCAGUACAUGAAGGAGCUGAGGGAGUACCAGCAGUCGGAAGCCUACAAGAUGUGUGCCGAGAAGAUGCAGGAGAAGAAGAUCAAGAAAGAGGAUGCUGGCCCGGGAGCUGUGAACAUGCUGCUGAAUGGAUACAAGGCUGGAGAGAGCGGCAGUGACGGCUUUUCGACAUUUGAUGUCCCCAUAUUCACAGAGGAAUUCUUGGACCAGAAUAAAGUGCGGGAGGCCGAGCUGCGCCACCUGCGCAAGAUGAACACGGACUUUGAGGAGCAGAACGCCAUCUUGCAGAAGCACACAGAGAGCAUGAGCUGUGCGAAGGAGCGCCUUGAGCAGGAGCUGGCGCUGGAGGAGAGGCAGACGAUGGCGCUGCAGCAGCAGCUCCAGGCCGUCCGCCAAGCCCUGACCGUCAGCUUUGCCAGCCUCCCCAUCCCAGGUACAGGCGAGACCCCCACUUUGGGCACUCUGGAUUUCUACAUGGCGAAACUACACAGUGCCAUUGAAGGCAACCCUGUGCAACAUGAGAGGCUGGUGGUUCGGGUCAAGGAGAUUCUGUCCCGCAUUGCCAGUGAGCACUUGUGAGCCGCCACAGAUGUCCCAGCGCAACUUGAAAACUUUAGGACUGCCAUCUGUAGCAUUGACGGAUGCUUUUCCGCACGUAGCUGCCUUCACCUUUCCAGGUCUUCUGUCGCUGUGCCUCUUCCGUGCUCCUGUGACGUCUUGGAGCAAUUUUCUCCCACCCACCCCUUCCCCUUAUUGUCCAAGAUGGCUAGCAGGGUAGUCGACAUAGAACUAUAGCAAGUCAACUCAUGUCGUCAAAGCUCUGGAAUUCUGUGCUUUUGGGGGGAACGGAGAGGAUCCGAUUUUGCCCUGUUUUUUGGUAAUGAGAGCAUGAGUUUGCACAUAACAACAAAUAUCCAUUGGUUAUGCCAGUGGCUUUUAACCGUGGUUGCCAAACCUAGCCUCCUUGUCCAGAGAUGAUGCUUUCUUCUUCUCCACCCCCCCCCAUGUUUAUUGCUGUCACCUGGGUAUGGGCCUGCUUGCUUUACAAAACAACAACAGGUAAGAGCACAACUUUUAAAGCAACUGGAAUGCUCAAGAAUUUAAAGGAGCUGUUUUUAACACUGGGUCACCUUCAUGCGCUUGCCUGCCAGCCAAGAGCUGGUUGCAAGUCCUCAAAUUUGCAGGGCAAUUGUAUGAAUGAAUGGAUAAAUAAAUGUAUUAUGGUCACUGGCCGAUUAAAAUUUUAUACCAACAGGGUGCACUACACUGAAAAUAAAGAUAAUUGUUUUUACAGAGGGACCUAAAGGAAACAGAGAUCUCUUUUUUAAUUCUUUGUAACCUGGAGAUGCCAGAAAUUGAACCUGGGACCUUCUGCAUGCAAAGCUCCUGAGCUAUAUAGAGUUUUUUGCAUGGAGCUUGUUUGUGCUGGGUUGAGGCCGCUGGCUCAUCUAUGCAACCACCGACCUACAUUUCCACCGUGACAUUUUUAGGGUUAGUUCCCUUUGCUCCCCUGCCCCACUUCUCUCCCUAUAUAAAUGUGUCCACAGUUGCACAGGGUAUGGUAAAAAAAAAUGACAACUGGGCCCUGAGACUUGAGAAUCCAGGCUGUGCACUUUUUUUGAAAAAUUCAAGUUUCUAGCUGUCGUGAUUCGUAAUUGAAGACACCUCUGAAGCCAGAGCAGGAAGUUGAAGAGGGUUUCCAGGGACCAUGUGCAAGGGGUCCCUUGCACCCUUUCGUAGGGGAAGAAGGGGCAGAAUAACGUAUGGAGAAAGGCAUAUACUUAAUUUUGCUUAAUUUGCAGAAAGAUAUCGGGUUGCAGGACUCAGUGGCCACUUUUGCACAUUGCAGUAAGCCGUAAACCAUGGCUUAACAUGCCUGAGCAGAUCAGGCCAACUGCUCUUCCUUGUUAGGGAGAAGCAAGCCAUAAUCCCUGGUUUAGCAUUGCUCCAAAUCAUGUUAUUUUUGGCUUACCAUUAUCCCUUGUUCGGACAGAACAUUCAGCUGGACAUCAUGGUUUCUCUCCUCUGUGGAUUGGCCAUGGUAUUCUGUGCUGCACAAAUGGGCCAAUUUGUCAAUGGAGGAUCUUGGCAUAAAUUUUGGAUUAAUCUAUUUUAGUUUUAGGACGCGUUAGUCCUCUUUCUCAUGAAAGAGAAAGAGAAAAAAUCCAGUCUGACUGUCUGGCUCUUGCCUUGUGGUGAAUUAUCUCUGAUGCUCAUACAGACUUUUUGAAUCUUGUAUUUUCUUAGUGUUGCAUACUGAAUGACAACAAUAAAAUGUUAUUUUAGGGAA